Neoarthrinium moseri is the source of this 1866-nucleotide messenger RNA. RefSeq lists its product as uncharacterized. Gene Ontology annotation, molecular function: flavin adenine dinucleotide binding; oxidoreductase activity, acting on CH-OH group of donors. Lineage: Eukaryota; Fungi; Ascomycota; Sordariomycetes; Amphisphaeriales; Apiosporaceae. The coding region runs from base 1 to 1866 and encodes 621 amino acids. The transcript is spliced from 2 exons. The record is from RefSeq and is a predicted model, not a curated record.
AUGACAAGUUCCAACGAGCAGUUCGAAUACAUUAUAGUCGGCGGUGGGACGGCUGGACUUGUCGUCGCCUCACGACUCAGCGAAGAUGCACAGGCCCGCGUUCUCGUGGUCGAGGCUGGCCCUGAUAACUCUAAUGACCCGGUUGUCCUAACGCCAGGGCUGGUAGUUGCGCAAUUUGGGGAAGAGAAAUACGACUGGAAUUUCAGCUCAGAGCCCCAACCCAAUCUAAACAACAGACGGCUUGCGCAGCCUCGCGGAAGACAGCUUGGUGGCUCCUCUGCAUUGAACAUGAUGAUGAUGCUGUAUCCAUCAGCAGUUAACAUUGAUUCCUGGGGCAAGCUCGGUAACCCCGGCUGGUCUUACCAAGAUCUUCUGCCUUACUAUAGGAAGUCAAGCACCACUCAUGCUCCAUCCGCUACGGCAGCGGAGCUUACAGGCCUGCACCAGUAUCACGAUGAUUCUCUUACUGGAGACGGGCCUGUUCAUGUUUCAUUUGGAGAGGGAUACAGCAAGGUAUUCAAUGGAGCUUGGAUGGAAACGUUCAACAACCUUGGCCUGCGAAUGACCGCAGACCCGCGAACAGGGAAAGCGCUCGGUGGGUUUCAGAACCCCGCCACUAUAGAUCCGCAGACGAGGACUCGAAGUUUCGCCUCGCCAGCGUAUUUGACUGCUGAAGUCCGCCAGAGAUCCAACCUGGAAAUUCGCUGCAAUUCCGUGGUCGAGAAGGUCUUGACGGAGCGACGAGGAGAUAAGGUGACUGCUACAGGAGUCGUCAUCUCUGCUGGUGGCAAGACACAGCGUAUUGACGCACGACUCGAGGUCAUCCUAGCUGCUGGAGCUCUUCACACACCCCAGAUCCUAGAAUUAUCUGGAAUCGGCAACCGUGUUCUCCUUGAAAGCCAUGGUAUUCCCGUUGUAAUCGACAACCCAAAUGUUGGGGAGAACCUUCAGGAUCAUGCUAUUGUGGCCCAAAGUUUUGAGGUCAACGAUGGUAUGCCAUCAGGAGAUGUUCUCAGAGACCCUGAGGUGCUUAAUAGCUUGAUCUCACUGUAUCAGAGCAGUGGUGGCGAUGGCCCCCUUGGUCAGAGCUCUAUCAGUGUAGCAUACAGUCCAUGGUCAGAUGGUGCUGGUGCAUUAUCUGCAGAGGCCAAGAAGGAGGCACUGGAUGCUCAUCUCGCACACUCCAAGACACAGAUGGCCGAGCAGUUCAGCGUAAUCCGUGCGAUAAUCGAAGAUGCGAACGAGCCAGCCGUCGAGUAUCUCCUCUUUCCUUGCCAGAUCACCGUCAACGAUGAUCCGGUAUCCAUGAGAGAAAUCAUUACUCCGUCUCGGCCGGACAACUACGUCUCUAUCAUGACGAUACUGAACCAUCCGUUUUCGAGAGGAUCAGUCCACAUCACCUCCGCUGAUGUACAAACAAAACCGAUUUACGAUCCUCGCUUUAUGUCUCACCCACUUGACCUGCACGUUCUCGCACAGAACGUCCAGUUUGUGGAGCGAAUCAUCGAAACGGAGCCGUUCAAGUCGAUGCUGAAGAGCGACGGCAAACGCGCGCCGGACAUUAUCGGAAAGACCCUGGAACAGGCCGAAGAGAUUGUUCGUCGUCAUACAAUCUCUGUUUUCCACGUGGCUGGUAGUUGUGCUAUGCUGCCCGAGAGUCAAGGAGGUGUAGUAAACGAGCGGCUUAUCGUCCACGGGACUGGGAAUAUCCGUAUUAUUGAUGCUAGUAUAUUCCCUCUUGAACCACUGGGCAACAUACAAGCAACCGUCUAUGCUGUUGCGGAGAAAGCUGCGGACCUUAUCAAGGAAGAUCAGCGGUGCCACUAUCCCAGGAAGGUGUUGACAAACGAUAUAGCUUUUCGGUAG